Messenger RNA from Colossoma macropomum (tambaqui), 2442 nucleotides. It is a transcript of the gene slc2a12, whose product is annotated as solute carrier family 2 member 12. NCBI's taxonomy places the organism in Eukaryota, Metazoa, Chordata, Actinopteri, Characiformes, Serrasalmidae. The transcript has 6 exons. Gene Ontology annotation, biological process: transmembrane transport. The coding region runs from base 180 to 2042 and encodes 620 amino acids. Gene Ontology annotation, molecular function: transmembrane transporter activity. The record is from RefSeq and is a predicted model, not a curated record. Gene Ontology annotation, cellular component: membrane.
UGGAGGGAGCCAGCGCUCCAAAACAAGGCACGAAGGAGCAGAAAAGCAGAAGUGGCUGCAGCCCUGGACGGCGAGGGAAGAAAGAGGCUCCCAGCACCGCCAUGAUCUCGUAAAGCCGGUGGGUUAAAGUGGCCCAAACGCGCGCGCCGGUGACAGCAGCACUGGCCUAGUGAGAGAGAAUGGACACUGUGGCAGAGACUGACAGAAUGACCUCUGACCUUCAGAGCAAGGCUGCACUGCAGAAUCAGGAUGUGCACAUGCAGCCUGAGAAAAACACACCUGCACACUCAGGUUGUGGUGCAAUGCUGGUGCUGUGUGCCGUGUCCAUUGCAUCUCUCAGCGGUCUGAUGCUGGGCUAUGAGCUGGGCCUGAUCUCUGGAGCUCUGCUGCAGCUCAGGGAAGUUCUGGCCCUCUCGUGUCCGCAGCAGGAGCAGGUCGUUGGGGCUCUGCUGCUCGGAGCGUUCCUUCUCUCCAUGGUAGGCGGCUCCAUCGUGGACCGUUAUGGCCGCCGUUUCUCUAUCAUCCUCACGGCAGUGCUGUGUGCAUGUGGGACGCUGCUGAGCGUGUGCGUGCCGACCUUCUGGGCGCUGCUGGUGGGGCGGACGUUCGUGGGCAUGGCUGUGGCUCUCUCAGGCACUGCCUCGUGUCUGUAUGUGGCAGAGGUGGCACCUGCAACCUGGCGGGGCCGGUGUGUUUGUGUUUAUGAGCUGAUGGUGGUCCUGGGAGUGCUGCUGGGGUUCGGGCUGAGCUGGGCAUUCACAAGUGUAGAAGGUGGCUGGAGGUUCACCUUGAGCGCUGUGCUUCUGCCUGCAUUCCUUCAGGUCUGUGUGAUGCCCCUGCUUCCCCAGAGCCCUCGUUUUCUACUCGCCCACAGGAGGGAGAAGGAGGCUUGGGCCACGUUGGCCCGUUUACGGGGUGCUACCAGCCCAGAUGCUGUGGAGGAAGAACUUCGGACCAUAAGGGUUGCGUUGGGGGCUGAAAAUCAACAGGGAUUUCUGGACCUCUUUCGUUCACGGGACAACAUGCGCAGGAGGUUGUUUGUGGGCUUGGCUUUGGUGUUUUUGCAGCAGGCGACAGGACAGCCCAACUUGCUAGCCUACGCCUCCACUGUCCUCCGCAGUGUGGGUUUUCACAGCAACGAGGCAGCCACGCUGGCCUCCACUGGGUUGGGUUUGGUUAAAGUUGGUGGGACCAUUCCUGCGAUCCUGUUAGUGGACCGAGUUGGGCCCAAAGCCUUCCUGUGCUUGGGGGCUGUUGUCAUGACGUUGUCUACUGCAACGCUAGGGGCAGUUACCUUGCAGAGUCAAACCCAUGUCUCCAGCUUGUGCCAAAGCCCCGUUCUUCUCAACCACACCCCAGUGGGGAGGGGGUACGACAGUGACUUUCACACACACCUGCCUCAGGGCUUGUAUCAUGCCCACUUUCAGUCCAAACUGAAUAAUACGCACUAUAGAAUAAGCCCUGCUGUUUUAAGCUCAUUUAACGACACUCAGGUGCACCAGAAUUUAAACUCAACAGAGGACCGUAGUGUAGUAGUGAGGAACUCUGGGAUACCAGCACAGGACGGGAGAAAGAGAGCUGAAGUUGCACUAGAAUCCAUGUCCAUAAGCGAGGUGUCGCCUUCACUGAAAUGGAUCUCUCUGGUCAGUCUGCUAGUAUAUGUGGCCGGAUUCUCUUUCAGCCUGGGACCAAUGGUCUAUGUGGUUUUGAGUGAGAUUUUUCCCACUGGGAUCAGAGGAAAAGCUGUGUCUGUGGUCUCAGCCUUUAACUGGGCCAUGAACCUGCUCAUAUCAAUGACCUUCCUUACACUAACAGAGAGGAUUGGCCUACCCAGUGUUAUCUUCAUUUACGCUGCUAUGAGCUUCGUGCUGCUGAUGUUUGUGAUGGCAUUUGUGCCGGAAACGAAGGGACGAUCGCUGGAGCAGAUCUCCAAAGAGCUUGCCAUGAAGAACCACCUUGACAGCACUCUUUUGUGCCACACAUGGCGAAAGAAGCCCAAAACGGACCUACCGCCGGAGGAAAAGUCCCUAGCAACAGUCUAAAUCUGCACUCAAGAGAGAGAGAAUAAUACAUUAAUGAAAUUAACCCAGGAGUUUGAUGGAGCAGUGAUGGAAGGAUGGCUGAUCUGAUUAUUAGAAGAUAGGAGUGUGGUUGCUUACAAGACUGCUCUGAGCACAGUAACCCUAGAAUACAGUGAAAUGGCUACUGAUGUAAUGUUAAGAAUUAGCUGUUUCUGACACUGUGACACAGCACAGAGAGGAGUUAAAAAAAGUGUUUGUCUUAAUCUUUUUUAAGCACCUGAUUUAAAUCAUCCAUUGAAAAUGUGUAGUGUAGUUUUGGUACGCAUACAGGUAUGGGAAUAUCUGUAAAGCCCUGAAAAAUCAGACUUUUUGUUGUGAUUUUGUUUUAAGAUUAUUUCAAUAGAUUCAUACAUUUUUCUCA